Messenger RNA from Chara braunii, 5772 nucleotides. NCBI's taxonomy places the organism in Eukaryota, Viridiplantae, Streptophyta, Charophyceae, Charales, Characeae. The record is from the annotation of a GenBank genome assembly.
AGCGUCCCACAACUCCGUUGAAGAAAAGGAGGGAGAGCGGUAAUGUCCUCCGUCGCUGAUGAUGCAAAUUGCUGCCGCUGAAGUGCACUCUGAUCGGCGCUGAAUGCGCGCUGAGUUUGGAGGGCUCGCUGAAUGCUCGCUGCAUGUACUAGGAGACAGCGCAACGAGAAAGAACGGGAAAGACAAGUCGAGGGAGCGACUCCCGGCAGCGAGCAGAACACUCCCAGGCUGAUAAUAGGAAGGGGGAAAAGACAGCGCACUGAACUGGUUCAAAAAGUAGAUUGCUAAAAACCUUUUCGCUGGCAGUCCUUGGACUUGACUGAGCGAUAGGUUUAACAUGAGGCCACCUGGACGAGGUCAAGAACUGCAGGUGAUGGAGAGAGAAGGUGGGAAACAAGUCGUGCAGGAGGGUGCGGAAGCUCCUAGUAACAACGGUGAAGGCAAUGGUGGCUCAGAGUCGAAAGGAGAUGAGUCGGGAAAUAAAAAGAAGGCUCCAGAGGCUUUACCCGGAGUAUCAUAUUUGUCGUUAUAUCGCUUUGCUGAUUCCGUGGAUGCUCUUCUCAUUCUGCUAGGGACACUGGGGGCUGUGGGCACUGGGGCUGGAUUCCCAGUGUUUUUCAUUUUCUUUGGUAAGAUGGUUGAUAAGCUGGGAGGUCUUCAAUCAGCCGGUUCGGCCAAUCGUGGUAAUUUGGUCAAAGAAACCGAAGAGUAUGUUCUCUACUUUGUGUACUUGGCAGCCUGCCUCCUCGUAAGUCUUUCUGCACAGAUUGGGUGUUGGACGAGAACAGCUGAGAGACAAACGGCCAAGAUCAGAGUGGCGUAUUUGAAAGCUGUGCUCAGUCAGGAAAUUGGAUACUUUGACACACAGGAAACAUCAAGUCGCAUUGUUACAGGGAUUUCGAAUGAUGUUGUUGUCGUCCAAGAGGCCAUCAGCGAAAAGGUAGGGCUCUUUAUUCAAUUUUUCUCAGCCUUUGUUGCUGGCUAUGUCAUUGGAUUCAAGACGUCGUGGAGGCUUGCGGUUGUGAUUCUCGGAGCAUUUCCUGGCAUCAUCAUUGCGGGUGGACUGUACACAUUUAUUCUGAGCGGACUGAGCUCGAAGAGCCAGGCAGCAUACGAUGGAGCAGGGAAUGUCGUGCUGGAAACACUGUCAUCGAUUCGGACGGUGUACUCCUUUGUUGGAGAGGAGUCAGCGAAACAGUUAUACUCGAGAGCUUUGUCUGUCACGUGCAAGCUGGGAAUCAAAAUGGGAUUUGUCAAAGGAAUAGGGUUGGGGGUGAUGUAUGGUGUCCUCUUCUGCAUCUGGGGACUUGUCUUCUGGAGGGCCAGCAUCAUUGUAUCUCACCGUGAUGCGACAGCUGGGGACAUAUUGACAACCAUGUUCAACGUCGUAAUCGGGGGAAUGAGUUUGGGCCAAGCCCUGCCGUAUGUGUCAUCUUUUGUGGCUGGAAAAACAGCUGGUUACAAAGUGUUCUCCGUCAUUGAACGUAAGCCUUUGAUCAGCAGCGAGGAUAAGAAGGGUGAGAAAUUUGACAAUCUUGGCAGUGACAUCGAGUUGCGCUCUGUGAACUUCGCCUAUCCUUCACGGCCGGACAGCCAGAUUCUCCGAGACUUCAGCGUGACGAUACCGGCUGGAAAGACAGUUGCAUUGGUUGGGUCCAGCGGCAGUGGCAAGUCUACGAUAAUUGGAUUGGUCGAGCGUUUCUAUGAACCAUCGUCAGGACAGGUUUUGAUCGGUGGACACGACAUCAAGAAAAUGCAGCUCAGAUGGCUUCGACGGCAAAUAGGCCUUGUGAGCCAGGAGCCAGCACUCUUUGCAACGUCGAUCAGGGAGAAUAUCUUGUAUGGCAAGGCAGGUGCGUCCACGGAGGAAGUUGAGGCCGCUGCCAAGGCUGCAAAUGCGCACAAGUUCAUCAUGGACUUCCCAGAGGGUUACGAUACCCUAGUAGGUGAGAGCGGCGUUCAGAUGUCAGGAGGCCAGAAGCAGCGGAUCGCCAUAGCUCGGGCCAUUCUGAAGAACCCGAUCAUUCUCCUGCUCGAUGAAGCCACCAGCGCCCUCGAUUCCGAGUCUGAACGUGUUGUUCAGGACGCUCUAGACGGCUUGAUGAUAGGUCGGACAACGGUCGUCGUCGCUCAUCGGCUUUCAACCAUUCGUGGCGCUGACAAAAUUGUUGUCAUGCAGGCUGGUGAGAUUGUCGAAGAGGGUUCGCAUGACGAGUUGAUGAGCAAAGGAGCCAAUGGAGUAUACACAGGAUUGGUGAGACUGCAGAAUUCGAACAACCGGGAGGAGCAGGAAGGGGAUCCUCGUUUUUUAAGUGACCGAGGGGGACAGGGAUGGAGCAUGUCGCAACGGACGGAUCUACGGUCAUCAUCCAAGCUUGGAAGGCUGAGCUUCUCUCUCAGCCAUCUCUCUGAUGCAUCUAUGGUCGAGCCCGGCAAGUUUGAUGCAGAUAGGAAACCUAUAGAUGCACCGUCGUUCAUGAGACUGUUGAAAAUGAACCUGCCAGAGUGGAAGUGGGCCCUUAUCGGUGUGGUGGGUUCUUUGCUAUCAGGUGUGUACAAUCCUUCUUUUGCACUCAUCAUUGCACAGGUCUUGGAUGCUUUCAUGGAUAAUAACACGGAAAGGAUGAAAGAAAAAGUUUUGAAGUACGUUUGGGUUUUCCUAGGCUUAGGAGGCUCCGCGUUCUUUGUUUAUGCCAUGAACUGGGGCGGUUGGGGAGGCUUGGGAGAGAACCUGGUGAAGAGGGUGCGCGAGCUGUUCUUUGCGUCUGUGCUGAGACAAGAGAUUGGCUGGUUUGAUCGGGAUGAGAACAACAGCGGUGCAAUUGCAUCCAGGCUGGAGAGCGACGCAACUAUUGUUAAGAGUGCGGUUGCAGAUCGACUUGCCGUUAUGAUGGGCACAGCCUCAGUGAUGAUAAUUUCCACUGGGAUUUCAUUCUAUAAGUCCUGGCGCCUGGCACUCGUCUCACUCGUUGUAUUCCCACUGCUUCUUAUCGGGAACAUUGCGCAGGGUAUGACGGUGAAAGGAGUCUCAAAGGAUGCGAGGAUAUCGUACGCUCGCGCUGGUGACCUGGCAGCGGAGGCAGUGGUGAAUAUCCGGACUGUGCAGGCGUUCUCCGCGGAAGACAAAAUACUGGCCUUGUUCAGGAGUCAUGUGAUGGAGCCAUUUCAGAAGAAUACCGUUUCAACAUUUAUCAGCGCAGUGCUUGUGGGAUCAUCGACAGCAAUGAUGUUUGGCUCCUUUGCCCUUCUGCUGUGGUACGCUAUGAGGCUGAUUCAGGGUGGGGUCAACAGCUUCAACGACGUGUUCACAGCAUUCAUGGUUGCAAUCGUUGCUGCCUUUGCAGUAGCCGAAGUUCUAAGUCUGGCUCCGGAGACGAUGAAAGGUGGUGGUGCCCUUGCCGCCAUCUUCAGCACAGUAGACAGGCAAACAAUGAUCGAUCCAGACGAGCCUGGCUCCGAGAGACUACCGAAAAUUGCCGGUAUGGUAGAGCUCCGGAGGGUGAAGUUCCACUACCCCUCACGACCUGACGUGCCGGUGUUCUCGGACUUCUCGCUGAGGAUCAAUCCAGGGCAGACAGUUGCAUUGGUGGGGCCAAGUGGCAGCGGCAAAUCCUCUGUGAUUUCACUGAUAGAACGCUUCUACGACCCUCUUUCUGGCAAGGUGCUGAUCGACGGAAAGGACAUCAAGACGCUCAACCUGAAAUGGCUGCGUGGACAGAUUGGGUUGGUCAGCCAGGAGCCUGCUCUGUUCGCAUGGACGAUCAAACAAAACAUCCUUUAUGGAAUGGAGGGCGCUUCCGAAUCUGAGGUUAUUGAUGCCGCCAAGGCCGCCAACGCUCACAACUUCAUCAGCUCCUUCGCCGACGGUUACAACACGCUUGUGGGUGAGAAGGGCACGCAGAUGUCCGGUGGCCAGAAGCAAAGAAUAGCGAUUGCACGAGCGGUGCUGAAGAAUCCCCGGAUCUUGCUGUUGGAUGAGGCCACAAGUGCACUGGACACGGAGUCCGAAAGAAUUGUUCAAGAUGCACUCGACAAGUUGAUGGUGGGGCGGACAACAGUGGUGAUUGCGCACAGGCUCUCGACAAUCCGGAACGUGGAUCUAAUUGCAGUUGUUCAGCAGGGGUCUGUUGUGGAGAUCGGGAACCACGAUGCGCUCGAGAGCAAGGGUGGUGUAUACGCUGCACUGCUUGCCCUGCAGAAAAAUUAGGCAGGCAGCCAGUGCAUAAGUUGGAGAAACGAAAAAAAAAGGGAUCCCUUCCUUGUUCAGUCGGUAACUCGGUAGAAAAGAAAAUUCUUUAUUGUGGCUGUCCUUCGGGGGGACAUCCGUCACAAUUGGAACGACACAGAGAAGGAAGAUUAGCGUGCAUGGACCCUGUGCAAGGAUGACACACAGACAUCGAGAAGAAGGAAGAUUAGCGUGCAUGGACCCUGUGCAAGGAUGACACACAGACAUCGAGAAAAUUUUGGCAGUUGGCGAGCCCGGACGGAAGCGUAUUGUAUUGACAGUUUUGUACAAACAAUAGCCUUCCACUUUUUCAGUGUUUUCACGGCUUUGCACGUACCGCGUCAGGUUCCGGGAACCGCAAUUUAUGAGGUAAAUUAUUAACUAUAUUGCCGAUGAUAGAAAUUGCCUCUUCAAAUUAGGAACAGCGUGUUGUAGUGGUUUGACAACGCUGCCUGUGGCUGCCACAACAUGACCUCUCAAAAAAUCCCAUGCAGGAACAACCACAAGGAUUGGCUCGGCUGGAAGUGGAAGGCGGGAAGCGCGUUGAGUGGAGUGCUCAAGGAGGGGAGGGUCGUUUGCCUAUGUCUAUGUCGUCCGCGGACAUGUCGAAUGGAUGAUUUGAACUGCCGCUGCUUCUGAUAGCCUGCAAAUAUUUUUUCGUCCGUGUACAAGCAAGCAAGCAAGCAAGCCUGCAAAGUUUGUAAUCCAUGUACAAGCAAGCAGGCCACAAAUAUGGAGGUUUGGCAAAGCAGGCGCUGAGGAGGGGGGAUGCUUUAUUUAUGCGAUAAGCUAAGGAAAUUGGUUCCGUGGCAUCCAUGCCUUGUGGGCACGAGUCAGUACCGGUAGGUGCGGGGACUGAAAACAAUCACGGUGGUGCUGGAAAGGACGGAUGUAAGCAUUAGGUGCAUUGCCACUACCGGUCGCCGGAGGUUGAAAGAGGCCACACCACAGCCAGUGGCUUCAGGUGAUGAUGUCGAGUGAUGAAAUUGGAAGAAGAAGAUGGCUGGGGUAGGACAUAUAACGUCGUAUAUGGGAAGUCUGUGAUGCGACAAUAUGGCCCUGCCUGUGGUGAUUUUCAGGCGGAUGCAAGUCGCCUGUGCCCGACUACGUCGUUUCAUCACGUUCGUCUUGCUCUUUGAGCCAUGUGACCAUGUUCGCAAUGGAAGAGCAGCUGAGGAAGGACAUCAUCAGCAACCGGUAUGAUUUCACCUAUGAUGAUUAUUUUCCAUUAUCGAUGUUGCUCGUCUGUGCUCUAGGCGCACUUGUUGAUAUAAAUUGUUAUGGCGUUGCGUUCAUCUCGCUUUUAAGCAGCUUGCAGCUCUAUCGCUGCCAGAGAGACAGCGAAUUUGUCUCUCAGCUUAAAAGAGGGGAUGCGUGGGUUUUGAACACACUGAUUUUUGCGGUCUCACACCAAUAGUGUAGAUUCGUUCUAGUUCAAUCGAGUUGUCUUAGUACUCAACACUGUAGAUGAGCAGGUGAUACAUGGGUCCUGGAUUCGUUGUUCUUCUGUCACAUCGGCGUGACAUUGUACUUAUAAUUACCGUGCU